Messenger RNA from Dibothriocephalus latus, 237 nucleotides. NCBI's taxonomy places the organism in Eukaryota, Metazoa, Platyhelminthes, Cestoda, Diphyllobothriidea, Diphyllobothriidae. The record is from the annotation of a GenBank genome assembly.
AUGGCGACUUUCUUCCUCAGCCUCAGCAGCCAGCCGCUCUGCCUGGCCAUUUUCGGGGCUGCCCUGUUUAGGCGCAUCAGCUACCAGGUGCCGGCCUAUGAUACGAAAAACAUUGAAAUGUACGAGGGCUUUGCACAGGAGUUUGAGGAUAUUGCGGUGGGCAUGGUCGGUGCCUGUGAGGAGCAGGAUGCGGUAAGAGGCUUUUUGCCUGCUGCUCUCCCUCGAGCAGGCAUUUAA